Messenger RNA from Neocloeon triangulifer, 3975 nucleotides. RefSeq names its product sodium/hydrogen exchanger 2-like. Gene Ontology annotation, cellular component: membrane. The transcript is spliced from 20 exons. The record is from RefSeq and is a predicted model, not a curated record. Gene Ontology annotation, molecular function: sodium:proton antiporter activity. The coding region runs from base 1023 to 3689 and encodes 888 amino acids. Lineage: Eukaryota; Metazoa; Arthropoda; Insecta; Ephemeroptera; Baetidae. Gene Ontology annotation, biological process: proton transmembrane transport; sodium ion transport; regulation of pH.
AUAAUUUAAAAAAAUUUUUGGCCGAUGAUUUUAAAAUUUCAGAAAAAGUGGGGGGGGGGAAUAUGACACACUAAAUAAUUUGUUAUGCAGGCUCAUGAAAAUUGAAAACUUAUUGUUUAUAUAGAUUGCUAUCUUGCAUAAUUUCAGGAAGGUGUGACAAAGGCAUUUAAUCAAUAUUUCAUAAAUCUAUAUCAAAGAUCAUAACCGAUAAGUACCUACCAACCCUUUCCCUAUACCUGAAUCGAAGAGAAGCAGUUUCUACCUUUAUGAUAUGAGUUAUCAAAAUCUUUAUUCGAGUUUUAGCCUUUUUAUUUUACUUUUUCAUCGUGAACAAUUUUUGUUAACAAAAACACAAAUGACUCGAAAGAGGAAAUCGCUGCUAUCGACUUGAGCUACUCGUAUGUGGCAAAUAUUUACUCGUCGUGCUCCUCAUCAGUGCACAACAAAGCAUUCUCUCUUUACUAACCAUUUUCCAUUCUCUUUUAAUUCAAACUUGAAAUGUAUACAGAGAUGGUCAAAAAAUAACUAUCUUGGUGAGGAUAAAUUGAAAUAAAUUGUGUGUCUGCGUCUCGCUUUUGAGUCUCACUCAGUAUGUCACGUACCGAGAGUACAGAGGGUUGAUUGAUUGCACGUGAACUAUCGGUGGCCUUUGGUGCAACAAUUGAGACGGGAACAUACGAGCAGUGCAAACAAUUUUUAAGUUGUCAGCGCCACGAGCGUCUGAAAGCGUCCGAGUGCAUAAUAGAGAGCAUUUAUAUAGGACGGUGCGCGCUCGUUUUAGACUUGCUGGCAAGACGCGCUUUCCACAGCGCUCACAGUUCUUCAAUUAAAAUAAUUAACAGCGGUCGAGAUUUGCGCGGCGUAAAUCUGUUGUGCGCCGUCUUUGAUUUCUUGAAUUAUUCACGCGUGCAUUUUCGAGUGUCUCGGCAUGAGUGGCGAGGACGAAAGUGAUUCCUGCGGCGGAUCGGCCCUCCGAGAAUGUGUCACGCGAUAGAUUCAGGUCAUAAAUAACGCUAUCAAAUAUGGUGGGAGGAAUGCUCCUUCCCACAGGCGCCGCGCUUUUGCUGAUUUUGGCCGUCUCGGUCCAGGAAACGGCCUCGCAAGACCUUUUCAGGCCAAAUGACACCUUUGACCUGAAACACCAUCUCAGCGUUACAUCAGCAAACCAUGAGCAGCAGCAGCAGCACUCGGGAGGAAUCCACGUGGCCAGUUGGCGGUGGGACGAGAUCGGCGUGUUUUUCACCUUCACGGCCUUCGUCCUCAUCACGGGUCUCGCAAAAGUUGCUUUCCAUCACGUACACUUUUUAUCAUCACGAAUACCGGAAUCAUGUUUGAUGAUUAUAAUGGGAGUCGCAGUUGGCGGUGUUUUGUAUGCUGCGGGUGUGCAGGGGCCAGAGGCUGCGGCGAUGGCCACGGACAAGAUCCUCGACGACCACCCGAAGGUGAAUCCGACGCCGAUGCACGAGUCAUCCUCUGUCAACCAGCAACCCUUCAUCAUGCCAAUGUUCACGCCAAGACUGUUUUUCCUCGUGCUCCUUCCUCCGGUCAUUCUGGAAUCGGCGUAUUCGCUGUACGACCGAGCGUUUGCGGACAACCUGACCACUAUUUUGCUGUACGCCGUUGUGGGCACCCUUUUCAACACAUUUGCGAUCGGAGCACUUUUGUUUGGAAUUUACAAGAUGGGUAUCAUGGGCUCGCUGCGAGAUUUCGGCGGAUUCGCCACGUCUUCCUAUUCACUGACGCUGCUGGACAGCCUCGUUUUUUCAGCCCUCAUUUCGGCCGUCGACCCGGUGGCCGUUUUGGCCAUUUUUCAAGAGGUCGGAGUCAACAAAGAUCUUUAUUUUCUGGUUUUCGGAGAAUCGCUUUUAAAUGACGCCGUGACCGUCGUUCUCUACACCACGAUGGUCGCUUUCACGGAAAUGACGACGAUCCACGGCGAGCAAUACGCGCUCGCGAUUCUCUCGUUUUUCACGGUGAGCUGCGGCGGCCUUUUCGUCGGAAUCAUCGGCGGCCUGCUAACCGCUCUCAUUACCAAAACGACGCAGGACGUCAGAGUUGUGGAACCUUUGGCAGUUUUGGGAAUGGCCUACUUGUCAUACCUAAGCGCAGAGUUGUUCCACUUUUCUGGCAUCAUAAGUAUCAUAGGCUGUGGUUUAGUCCAAGCUCACUACGCGUUUAAGAACAUAUCACACAAAUCCUACACCACCGUGAAAUACUUCACGAAAAUGCUCAGUUCCACCAGUGAUGCAAUCAUUUUCCUAUUUUUGGGAAUGGUCUUGGUCAGCGACAAGCACGUUUGGCACACGGGCUUCGUUCUCUGGACCCUGUUGCUCUGCCUGAUAUGCAGAUUUGUUGGCGUGUUCCUGCUCACCGCGUUGAACAAUUUGAUGAGCGUGCGGCAAAUCGAGAUGCAGGAGCAGUUCAUCAUGGCCUACGGAGGCCUGCGAGGGGCGGUCGGCUUUUCACUGGUCGUGAUGCUGGACGGAGCGCUGGUCCCUCCGCGCCAGCUCUUCAUCACGGCCACCCUCGUCGUCAUCCUCUUCACCGUUUUCAUUCAGGGCAGCACGAUAAAAACACUUGUUGAUUUUCUGCACAUUGAGAGGUCGCAAGCUGGACACAAGACUCUGCACGAGGAAGUGUCCGACCAUGUGAUUAGCAUGUUGAUGGCCGGGAUCGAAGAGAUUGCUGGCGCCAGGGGCGACUAUUACAUCAGAAGGAAACUGGAGUACCUAGACGAUAAGUACUUGAAGCGAAUUUUCAUGAAUCCUGACGCUGAAAACGACCUGACCAGAAUGUUUGAAAAACUGACCCUGACGGAGCACUUUGCUCACUUGUACGGUCCUGUGACCUUGGUGGAGGACCAAAAUUACUACGGAGGCUACGACUCGCGCGAAUCUCUGGACCCGCACAAGGCUGCCCUGAUGGGACUGCCGCCGCCCGGAUCUUACUUCAGGGUUUCCGACCUCUUCCCUGGCGUCGAGUUGCGACGCAGAGGCACCAUGGUCAUGUCGCCCUCCUCCAGCGCACCACCAACCAGGGGCAGGUCCCGCACCCUGACUGAGGGAGAACUCACCUCCUCCAACCUCACCCUGAGAAAGGCCCUCAGAAACACGCCCUAUCAGAGAUUCCACUACAAGCACAACAGGAACUUGAUAGACGACGAUUAUCAAGAGUUGAGGAAUCAUCUUGAGCGGCGACUUUUGACCGCUCGAAGAAUCACGCACAUGGCGGCCCUGCGGCAUCAUUCGGCGCAGUCGGUCCUUCCGACGAGCUCAGUGGGGCCUUCGUCACUUGAAACCCAGCACGACAUCGAGUUUUUCGAUCAGCCCAGAAGACAAGUUGUUUCAGGAGAAUUUGUCGAGAAACAACAUUUUUUAACAGUGAAAGAAUUGCAAGGAGUUUAUCCCGAAGACUUGCCUGGCAUGCAGGCGAUUUUCACCAGGACGAAUCGGCGUCUGUCCAUAGCGCGGCAAAGGUCGUCUGAGGUGCCGUCCGAGGUCAUGAUGAGGUCAAUGUCGGACGAGCAGGCACCAGGACCGCAAACGCUGCACGUGUUGCAGCGACAGCCGCGCGUCUCAGAUUCACCCAGCAUCGCGGAAACCAACGAAAUGGAAGAACAUCGCUUGUUGAAUCAUCCAAAUGUGCCACAAAGAAAUUUGCGUCCCGGCAGCUCAGAAUCGGAAGUGUGAAAAACCAAUUUUUGUGUUUUCUUUGAUUUUUGGUCAAAUUCUGAUUUCAUUUUCAGAAAAUUUAGUGUUAUUCUGUGGUAGGUGAAAAAAGUACGCUUCUUGAUUAGCAAAAGUAUUUUAAUCAUAGGAAAAAUGUGUGCCACAAAUAAUCUAGGAUUAAAAUGUAGUAUUGCUGCGCAGUGCUAUGUGAACGGUGCUCUAAGCUCUAAGUAUUUUAUUUUUGUAUAACAGAGACAGCGUUUUAAUUUUGAUACCAAAUUUCAAAUGUGGAAAUAAAAUGCGUAGC